CAUGAGCGGCAACAAGCAGGACCUGCUGCUGUUCUUCGACCGGCCCACGGAGCCCUGCUUCAUGCAGAAGGGCGACGACAAUUCUGUCUUCCAACUCCCAGACCACUACUACCCGGACAAAUACAAAAGCGCCUCAGCUCAGCUGGAGAGCAAGUUCGGUACGGACUCCGGGCGCUCCAUCCCCAUCCGCAACAUCGCGCUCCCAGACCUGUCGCUGCCCAUGCAGCUGCCCUACAACGAGCAGUUCUCGCUGUUCGUGCCCGCGCACCGCCAGCUCGCGGGGAAACUCAUCGACAUCUUCAUGAACAUGCGCGACGUGGCGGACUUGCAGUCGGUGUGCGCAUACUGCCAACUGCGUAUCAACCCGUACAUGUUCAACUACUGUCUGUCCGUCGCCAUACUGCACAGGCCUGACACCAAGGGGCUGAACAUCCCCACGUUUAUGGAGACGUUCCCUGACAAGUUCGUGGACCCCAAGGUGUUCCGUAAGGCUCGGGAGACCACCACCGUCGUACCCGAAGGCUCUAGGAUGCCAGUAGUUAUCCCUCAAAACUACACGGCCGCUGAUGCAGAGCCGGAGCAGCGCGUGGCAUAUUUCCGCGAGGAUGUCGGCAUUAACCUGCACCACUGGCACUGGCAUCUCGUUUACCCCUUCGAGGCUGCAGAUAGAAGCAUCGUCGACAAGGAUAGACGAGGAGAACUGCUGUACUACAUGCACCAGCAGAUCGUCGCUAGAUACAACAUGGAGCGUUUCUGCAACAACUUACCAAGGGUGACGCGCUUCAAUGAGUUCCGCGCCCCCAUCGAAGAAGGAUACUUCCCUAAACUGGACUCGCAAGUUGCGUCUCGCGCCUGGCCUCCCAGAUUUGCGAACAGCGUCGUUAAAGACCUGGACCGUCCAGUGGAUCAGAUCCGUGUGGACGUGUCCACCCUGGAAACCUGGCGCGACCGCUUCAUCCAAGCCAUCGAGGAGGGUGCUAUAGACCUGCCAAGCGGUCGCAAACUUCCCUUAGACGAAACGACCGGCAUAGACAUCCUGGGUAACCUGAUGGAAGCAUCCUCAAUCAGCCUCAACCCUGCCAAGUACGGAGACUUGCAUAACAUGGGGCAUGUCUUCAUCUCGUACGCUCACGAUCCUGAUCAUAGGCAUCUUGAACAAUUCGGCGUGAUGGGAGACUCCGCAACGGCCAUGCGAGACCCCGUGUUCUACCGCUGGCACGCCUACGUCGAUGAAGUCUUCAAUUUGCAUAAGGCCAAGUUACCAGCGUACACCCCUAAACAGCUGGAUUUCCCAUCCAUCCGCGUAUCCUCCAUCAGCGUUCAGGGCCCCGCCGGAGCCAACACCUUCGCCACCCAGUGGGAGCAGAGCACCGUGGAACUGUCCCGAGGACUGGACUUCCAGCCGCGAGGCAGCAUGCCAGCUCGGUUCACCCAUCUGCAGCAUGAGGACUUCAUGUACAACAUCGAGGUGAACAACACCAGCGGGCAGUCUAUGAUGGGCACCGUCCGCAUCUUCAUGGCUCCGGUGGGAGACGAAAGCGGGCAGCCACUACCGUUUGAAGACCAGAGGCGCAUGAUGAUCGAGCUCGACAAGUUCUCCACGCCAUUAAGCCCCGGCAGCAACAUGGUCCAACGCAGCAGCAAGGACUCCUCGGUCACCAUCCCCUUCGAACGCACGUUCCGCAGUCAGGACUCUCGUCCCGGCCAGCCGGGCUCCGCCGAAGCGGCCGAGUUCGACUUCUGCGGCUGCGGCUGGCCGCACCACAUGCUACUGGCCAAGGGCACCACCCAGGGGUACCCCUGUGUGCUGUUCGUGCAAGUCACCAACUGGAACGAGGACCGGGUGGAGCAAGACCUAGUAGGCACCUGCAACGACGCAGCAUCGUACUGCGGCAUCCGAGACCGCAAGUACCCGGACAAGCGCGCCAUGGGCUUCCCCUUCGACCGCCCCAACCCCGCGCGCUCACUCUCCGACUUCCUGCAGCCCAACAUGGCCGUGCAGCAGUGCAAGAUCAAGUUCACGGAUGCCACUAGAAUCAGGGCUCAGAAAUAG
This is a messenger RNA of Cydia strobilella, 2053 nucleotides long. Its product is annotated as phenoloxidase subunit 1-like. Gene Ontology annotation, molecular function: oxidoreductase activity. The transcript has 14 exons. Bases 2 to 2053 code for a protein of 683 amino acids. Lineage: Eukaryota; Metazoa; Arthropoda; Insecta; Lepidoptera; Tortricidae. The record is from RefSeq and is a predicted model, not a curated record.